This is a messenger RNA of Lactuca sativa (garden lettuce), 1419 nucleotides long. RefSeq names its product formate dehydrogenase (gene FDH). The record is from RefSeq and is a predicted model, not a curated record. NCBI's taxonomy places the organism in Eukaryota, Viridiplantae, Streptophyta, Magnoliopsida, Asterales, Asteraceae. Gene Ontology annotation, cellular component: chloroplast; mitochondrion. Gene Ontology annotation, molecular function: formate dehydrogenase (NAD+) activity; NAD binding; oxidoreductase activity, acting on the CH-OH group of donors, NAD or NADP as acceptor.
UACGAUUUUGUAACAGACUUGGCAGUCCAACAUUUUCACGUUCGACUGUCUUCCUGAGUUUGCCUUUAUCCAAAUUUCCAAAGAGCACCAGCGUUGCGACGGCGAUGAUGAUGGCGAUCGCGAUGAAGCGUGCUGCUGCUACUGCUGCUCGUGCUAUUUCCACUGCUAAUUCCGGUUCGAUUCUCACCAGACACCUUCAUGCUUCUUCCGGCAAAAAGAAGAUUGUAGGUGUUUUCUACAAGGCACAUGAGUAUGCUGAGAUGAAUCCCAAUUUCGUGGGUUGUGCAGAAAAUGCAUUGGGCAUUCGCAACUGGUUGGAAUCACAAGGCCAUGAGUACAUAGUCACUGAUGAUAAAGAAGGACCAGAUUGUGAACUAGAAAAACAUAUCCCCGAUUUACAUGUCCUCAUUACCACCCCAUUCCAUCCAGCCUAUGUGACUGCUGAAAGGAUAAAAAAGGCAAAGAAUUUACAACUCUUGCUUACAGCUGGAAUUGGAUCUGAUCAUGUUGAUCUCAAGGCUGCUGCUGCUGCUGGAUUAACUGUUGCAGAAGUUACUGGAAGCAAUACUGUUUCUGUUGCAGAAGAUGAACUUAUGAGGAUCCUUAUUCUUGUUCGUAAUUUCUUACCUGGACACCAUCAGGUUAUCUCUGGUGAUUGGAAUGUUGCAGGUAUUGCUCACAGAGCUUAUGAUCUUGAAGGAAAAACAGUAGGAACAGUUGGUUGUGGGCGAAUUGGAAGGCUAUUACUUCAACGAUUGAAGCCUUUUGGGUGUAAUCUUCUUUACCAUGAUCGGAUUCAGAUGGAUUCGGAAUUGGAGAAUCAAAUUGGUGCAACAUUUGAGGAAGAUCUUGAUAAGAUGCUUCCUAAAUGUGACAUUAUUGUCAUCAACACCCCUUUAACAGAGAAAACAAAAGGAAUGUUUGAUAAAGAAAGGAUUGGUAAAUUGAAGAAGGGGGUUUUGAUUGUUAACAAUGCUCGAGGUGCUAUUAUGGAUACACAAGCUGUUGUUGAUGGGUGUAAUAGUGGACACAUUGGAGGGUAUAGUGGAGAUGUUUGGUAUCCUCAACCAGCUCCAAAGGAUCAUCCAUGGAGAUACAUGCCGAAUCAAGCAAUGACACCUCACAUUUCUGGAACCACCAUUGAUGCACAGUUGCGAUAUGCGGCUGGAGUGAAGGAUAUGCUGGAGAAUUAUUUCAAGGGAGAAGAGUUUCCACCCCAACAUUACAUUGUCAAGGAGGGUGAGCUGGCAAGCCAGUACAGGUGAUCUGUUCUGUAUUUGCCUCUUAAGUCUUAAUGGGUUGAGUUUACUGCUGAAUAAGUUGAGUUGAUCUCCUAAGCUGUUGUUUUAUCACCUUGUAAUAUAGUAAGGUGUAGUUAUGGACAACUGAAUGGAAAUGAAUUUGGAUCUCUUGAUUUUA